Molecule: messenger RNA, 2610 nt
Organism: Suillus bovinus
Lineage: Eukaryota; Fungi; Basidiomycota; Agaricomycetes; Boletales; Suillaceae
Exons: 6
Coding region: 112-2295 (727 amino acids)
Source: RefSeq, a predicted model, not a curated record
AGGUACCUGACCUACUUCUUGUCCAAAAAUCGCUCACCCUUGAUUACAUAAUCGUCCAGUUGUUGAUGCGCGCAAAUCCGUCCUUACUACUUGCCUCAUUGAAUUAGAGCCAUGCAGCCUGAAGCCCCUCAUACACCACCAUUGCGUAACGUACAAACGCUACCGCCAGAUACUGUUGCAGUCUCUCGUCAUACCUCGGGAGCAAAUUAUCGCACGGGGGAUCUGAAACUAGGCCGCGCCGCUGUUCUCGCAGAUUUACAAAGGUAUCUGCAGGUUCCAUUCGAUUGCCUCUUGAAACGCGUUGGUGCCUUGCCUCCCUUGCAGGAUCUGCAGCGCAUACGCAACAACUUGACGAAGAGCAAGAUUCUCACUGACGACGAAAGUGGCUUGCGAUGGACGGACUUUACGCCACCUACCGCAUCGAAAGGGUCUGAAGAGAACGUGUUUGAGCCCCUCGGUCGCAUCAUUGAUCGAAUUUUGGCUGAAACCCCGAAUCGCAGAGCGUCCUUUGCAGCGAACCCAAACGUAACACCACUCUCGGAGCGCAACAAUACUUCCAGGCCUGAUGGAUACCUUGUACUUAGCAAGGAAAAAAACAAGCGCAAGAUACAUUGGUUCGAUAUUGCUGUGCCAUUCGAGGCACAGGAUAGAGAGUCUCUUCGAGAUGACGAAGAGAAGAUAAUCUGGAGCCUUCACAGUAUCAUGCGCGAGGAUAUUUGUCGUCGUUUUGCGUUCGGUAUCACAAUCGAGGGCACGCAGUUGAGACUGUGGCUCACCAAUCGUGCAUUCCUUGCGGUUACUCAACCUAUCAACUUCUUCCAGAACGUGGAUAGUGUUAUUUCGCUCUUUUACGCUCUUGGAUCUGCGUCUGCAUCUUCUUCUAUGAAAGAGCUCGGAUGGGACCCCACCGUUAAGCGGAUCCACGAUGGGGAGAAAUUCCGAUACAAGUUCACUAUCAGGGAUGAAGUGUUCACCACGACACGUGAACUUGCAACCUACGGCGCAGACUCUAUGGUUGGGCGUGGAACUCGCGUGUACGAAGCCACAGACGCCGAGGGAAAUAAAGUUGCCGUCAAAGACUCAUGGAGAGAUUUUGGACGUCUAUCGGAGGGCAAGAUACUAGAGAACAUCUUGGCUUCAUGCGCAGAGAGGCUGUCGCCGGAGGAGUUGGUGGAUGCCAAGAAUCACUUCGUUCAAGUCCGGCUUUGGGAGGAUGUCACGAUCGAUGAUGCCCCAGACGAGACGCUGAACCUGACAGUUGCAGAAGAGCAUAGCCAUACAAGGGUGUGGGUGUCCAUUGAUGCCAAUCCCAUCCUUUCCGCAACACCACAUUUACCUAGCACAGGCGACAUACCCGACUCAGGUCGGCCGUUUGACUUGCUUUGCCCGCACUUUGACAACCCUCGGGACAAGGACACUAGCAUCCCACGCAGAGUCCAUACUCGCACUGUCUUCCAUGACGUCGGAGUUGCUCUCAAGGAUGUCACCUCUUUGGUCGACAUUCUGAGUUGCUUGUCCGACGCGCUGAAGGCCUUGUAUUAUCUGCACAAAUCAGGUUUUGUUCAUCGUGAUUUCAGUGUUGGGAACGUAAUUCGGGUCGGGGGUGUGGGGAAGUUGGGUGACUUCGAGUACGCGAAAAGGAUAGAUUCAGAUAUUUCUCAUGAUGUCCGAACAGGAACAAGGCAUUUUAUGGCGGUGGAAGUAGAAAGUCAGAAAUACCUUUUCUUCCCGCGCCUCCCAUUAUCCCAAAGCGGUACAACGGACGCACCUCCAUUUCGCAUGAAUUUCCUGCACGACAUCGAAUCUGUAUGGUGGGUUUUCACCUGGGUCUUCUUCUAUCACACGGACAUGGGAACGGCAAACAGCCACGAUUCUAAUGUCUUCGAUGCACAAACUCAGUGGAACCAGUACCACGUCGCCUUCCCUGAUACGAUCGGCCAUACGAAGCGCCGAGACUUCUUCAUCGACUAUGUAGAACUCCAGAAGACGUGCCAGAAGUGCAUUUCAGAAACGUGCCAGAAAGUUUGCAGUGAUAUUGCUUUUUUCGCAUGCGAUAUCCAGGGAAACUAUGUGACAGCGGAGAAGGAAUAUCCCUUGCUAACGCUUAGCGACAUUCUUCUGGAGGAUAUGCAUUCAAAAGCUGCCAAAUAUCUCCGAAAAGCGCAAUGUUGUGCUCAGAAAUUAGGUAUAGAACUUUGUCCGCUCCCCGACCUCCUGAAGCACAAGAGGUCCAGACCGCAAAAUGAAACAUCGCUUGCGCCAAUAAAUCAAGGGAAGAAGGCUCGAAUGACUUGAUUUUGACUAUGUGUACAAAAAGGAACUGGGAGAUGGUAGCCUGGCGUCUCUACAUGUUAUGAAUUUUUGUAGUACUCAAUUAUAUUUAGAGCUUCUGUCUGGACUUGAAGUCGCAUUUGUGAAUUAUCGCUCUUUCCUCUCCUACGGUACUAAUCCCUGAUGCAUUUCUAGGUUCAUGCAUCCCUCCUGCCUGAUGCAUCGCGUUUCCUGCCCUUUGAUGCAUCUUCUUACCUUACGGUACUAAUACCUGAUGCAUUUCUAGGUUUAUGCAUCCCUCCUGCCUGAUGCAUCGCGUUUCCCGCCCUUUGAUGCAUC